Sarcophilus harrisii (Tasmanian devil) is the source of this 3792-nucleotide messenger RNA. It is a transcript of the gene SLC52A3, whose product is annotated as solute carrier family 52 member 3. Gene Ontology annotation, biological process: riboflavin transport. The record is from RefSeq and is a predicted model, not a curated record. Gene Ontology annotation, cellular component: plasma membrane. The coding region runs from base 416 to 1807 and encodes 463 amino acids. The transcript has 5 exons. Gene Ontology annotation, molecular function: riboflavin transmembrane transporter activity. NCBI's taxonomy places the organism in Eukaryota, Metazoa, Chordata, Mammalia, Dasyuromorphia, Dasyuridae.
CUGGAACUGACCUUGCUCAGAUGUCUGGCAUCUGUUCAUGUGAGAACUAGGGCACUACGUCCCUGGACUGCCCCCAGGAGCCCAGUAGGGAAGCAAGACUCCCAAGUCAGGGCAGAGUGAUCUGGACCAGGGCCAGUACUCGCAACUCUCCCCUAGUCCUCCUGACACAGGCUGCCUCCAGAACCAGUGCACUUUCUACCACAUCGCAAUAAUGAUGAGACCAAGGAGCAUAUCCAGAGACUAAACAGGCUUUCCACCUUGAAUGCUAUAGUUUGACAACUUGUGAAUACAGUUUGACUGGGAAGACAAAGAAACAAUUAAAACCAUUCAAGACGGCAUGUGCUCCAGUGUUUGAUUGCAUGGGACAGACUGGCAGUCCUUAGACAAUCCUGGAAGUCCCCAGAAAAAAGACUCCAUGGCUCUGCUCAUCCACCUAUUAGUAUGCAUCUUUGGCUCUGGUUCCUGGGUGGCCAUCAACGGACUCUGGGUAGAGUUGCCUCUGCUGGUAGAAAAACUACCUGAGGGUUGGUACCUUCCCUCUUACCUCACGAUCAUCAUCCAGUUAGCCAAUGUGGGACCCCUCCUCAUCACCCUGCUCCACCGGUUCCGGCCUGGCUGCCUCCCUGAGAUCCCCAUCAUCUAUGUAGUACUAGCCGUGGGCACCACCGCCUGCCUCCUUUUCGCUUUCCUGUGGGAGAAGACGUCAGUGGUGGCCGGUGCUCCCCAUAGCACGGCCUUCCUGGUCCUUACUUUCUUCCUGGCUCUGGUGGACUGCACCUCCUCUGUCACUUUUCUGCCCUUCAUGGCCCGCCUGCCAGCCCGAUAUCUCACCUCCUACUUUGUUGGGGAAGGCCUGAGUGGUCUCCUCCCUGCUCUGGUGGCUCUGGCCCAAGGCUCAGGGCUCAACACCUGUGCCCAAGUCACCAAUAGCUCUAUAACCACUGAGCCACCUAACAGCACUAAAGCAUCCUUCAUCCUUGAGUCACUGAACAUCACUGUGAAACCUGACCUCACCACCAGCACCCCUCAGCCAGAGACCUGUUACUUGCAAGCCAACUUCUCCCCCUUUGUCUUCUUUCUCCUGCUGACAGUCAUGAUGGCCAGCUGCCUGGCUGCCUUCUUUGGACUGACUCGUCUCCCUAAGCAGUGGGAACUCUCUACUGAGGACCUCCUGGUCAGUCAGGUGACUCUCAGAUCUUUCCAGCUCCAGGAAACUGGCAGCAGCAACAGAGACAGCUGCCCAUCUGUAGUCCUGCCUGAGGAGAAGCAGGUCACCAUCCGGCCACAGGCCCAAUUAGCCUUCAUCUACUUUUUGGUGGUCUUUGUGAAUGCUCUCACCAACGGAAUCCUCCCCUCUGUCCAGACUUACUCUUGCAUGCCCUACAGUUCUAUGGCCUAUCACCUGUCUGCAGCACUUAGUGCCAUGGCCAACCCCCUCUCCUGCCUCCUGGCUAUGUGCCUAUCUAGUAGGUCUCUCUCGUGGCUGGGGAUGAUCACCGUGGUGGGAACCGGGUUUGGAGCCUUCAACAUGGCCACGGCUGUCCUGAGUCCCUGCCCGCCGCUGAAGGGCUCCCCGUGGGGAGAAGCCCUCAUUGUUAUCUCUUGGGUGCUUUUCACUGGGACCCUGAGCUACGUGAAGGUGAUGACUGGGGUGCUGCUGCGCGACCUGAGCCACAGCGCCCUCGUGUGGUGUGGCGCAGCGGAACAGCUGGGGUCUGCUUUUGGGGCGAUACUCAUGUUUCCCCUCGUCAACGUGCUGCACUUUUUUAAGUCCGCCGACGGAAGCGGCCUGCAGUGUCCCAGCUGAAAGCGUGCGGGAGACAAUUUUUCCGGGCUGAAUUUCACUGGGCCAGGAAAGCCCAUCGCAUCCCCCUCCGAGCUUCCCUGGCCCUGGCACAGACACUCCCAGCUCCUCCCCCGCUCCUUCCCCAGCAGAGUCAAAGCUUCCAUAACCUGAGCCAUCAGCCCCCUGCCUCAGUCACAGCCACGAACUCCAUCGUGGUCAGCGUUCAGAAUCCAGCGUUACUGGCUUUUGGUGCGUGCUCUGCCGCUGCGGGAGAGUGGGCUAGUAGUCCUUGAGCCAAGUUCUCUGGAACCCCAAAGGGUAAGGAAACUGCCCAGAAUCACACAGCCGGUAUGCGGCAGAGGCAAGACUUGUCCUUUUCUAGCUUCGUAGUUAAAAUGCAUUUAUCCAUUCCUUUCUGAGAUCAAUAAAAUCGGUUUUCUACGUAUUUAAUACAACAAUUAGCUACGAAAUGCCUGCUAUAUUAUACUAUGCGCUGGGGAUUUAAAAAAUGUAAAAAACACAACUUCCCAUCCCUGAUGAGGGAACUCGAACACAACCCAUGGAAAUAAGAACGUGCUAAUAAUUAAGCAUAUUGGGAGAAACUUCCCAUUGGUGGUGACAUCUGAGCCGAGUUUUAAAAGAAGCUAAAGAUGCUAAAAGGCCGAGAUGAGAAGAUGGGACAUUCCAGAUUGGAAACAGAUAUGCGAGUGCCGAGAUCAGACUUAUAAUCGCUAUUAGGUAGAAUAUAGAUCUAUAGCUAGAAUAUAGAACCCAUGAAGGGAGGUAAUGGGAGAUAAAUUUGGAAUGGGAGAUUUAGUGCUAGUUUAGGAGAAUUUUUUUAAGUGCCAGAUCUAAGGAUUCUGUGUUUUAGCCUAGAAACAAUAGAAAGUCAAUAAAAUCUCUGGGGAGUAGCAUGGUCAGAAAUGUGGUUUAGAAAUAUCCUAUUGGCACUUGCAUGGAGAAUGGAGAGGAAGAGGAGAAACCAAGGCUGAAACCAGGCAAGAGUAAAAGGUCUUGAGUGAAGUUCAUUUUUCUUCAGAAAGUGCUUCUGACUUUCUGAAUUUCAAUACCCUUCACUCACCCCUACCCCCAAUAUUUUUGUCCUAUCUAAUUUUUCUGUUUGCUUCAUCCAUUAGAAUGCAAACUUUUUUUCAUAUGUUUGUAUCUCUAGCACAAAAUAAAAUUCCUGGCAAACAAUAUUUAAUAAAUAUCUGUUCUCUACCAGUUGAUUAAACUGGAGAGAAAGGGAUGAAUGACAGAUGUUAUAAUGACAAAAUUGAUUGGUUUGGCAACCAAUGGAUUUGGGAGAGGAGAGGGAGGGAUUUAAGGGAGAGGAAAUAAUAUUACUCUGAGGUUGUAAACCUGAAUGAAUGGAAUUUGAACCAUGGUGGUACCUUGACUAAAAAAGGGAAAGUUGACAAAAGGAUGGAUUUAACAGGAGAAAAUUACAAGUUAUAUUUUGGAAAUGUUAAAUCUGAAACACAUGGGAUAUAUAGGUAAAGAUAUCCAACUGUCAGUGAUGUAGGGCUGGAGAUCAGGAGGAAGAUAAGGGCUGUACUAUGUAUAUUUUGGGUAUUUUGGUCUCACAAGUGCAUAGAUAUAUGAUCACCAACACAGGAAAUAUAAUGAAAUCACAUAAAGAGAAAAAAGGCAAGGGAGAAGAGUACUUUUGGGUACACUCACACUUAGGUAACAGAACAUAGAUCCCAAAGGAGACGGAAAAAAUGGGCAAAGUGGGGGGGGGAGGAAAGAGAAUUCUCAGAAGUCACAAGGAGACAGGAUCCAAGAGGAAGAUGUAAUUUACAGGAAGUCAAAAUGGGUAUAUUUAGAAAAGGAAAAAGAAAUAUUAUUUGUUAGCUAUAGGGGAUGAGAGGAUCAACUGAAGAUUUUUUUUUUAAUGAUAAUGAUCUGGAUAUGACCUAUGCAUAUGUAGUAAAGGAGCCUAUGAGGGAAAAAGGAUGAAAGAGAAUCAGUGAUCAAAAAGGCAAGUUCUGGAGCAGACAAAA